CCGGGCCGGGGUCCGGAGCAGAACCACCGCCCGAUGGCUGAGAGGCGAUGGUUUUGUUUGCUUUUGGCGUUGCCUCGCUGCAGACGGAUGGGUUCUUGCCAUCUCCUGCGUGGUGUUGCCCAAAUAAACUCUCUCGUUGUCGGCCUCAGCGCGCCGUGCCCGGUGUGUCUGUGCGGUGCCAGAAGUUGUGAAUUGCUCUCGGUGCGUAGGGAGAGCGCAGUGGAGCAGGAGGGAUCUUCUCCUUAGGAGACAGGUUUGGGUGUCUCCUAAUUGAAGAGAGUUGAAAUAUUGAUUGCAAGUGAAUCCUCAGUCAGCCUCUUGGAUGCCUCUGAUAACUUAAGAAGUCAUGGCAGAAAAUGAUGCAAUGCCAACCUUACCAAAAAAGUGUGGCCCAUACAUUUCAUCCGUAACCAGUCGUGGCAUGAAUUUGGUAAUUCGUGGUGUAGUGCUGUUUUUUAUUGGUGUAUUUCUUGCAUUAGUAUUAAACUUGCUUCAGAUCCAGAGAAACGUUACUCUCUUCCCCCCUGAUGUGAUCACAAGCAUCUUCUCCUCAGCUUGGUGGGUACCACCUUGCUGUGGCACAGCAUCAGCUGUGAUUGGGUUAUUGUACCCCUGCAUGGACAGACAUCUGGGAGAGCCACAUAAGUUCAAGAGAGAAUGGUCCAGUGUCAUGCGAUGUGUAGCAGUCUUUGUGGGAAUAAAUCAUGCCAGUGCUAAGGUGGAUUUUGCCAACAAUAUCCAGCUGUCUCUCACGUUGGCAGCCCUGUCCAUUGGGCUGUGGUGGACCUUUGACAGGUCACGAAGUGGCUUUGGUCUUGGAGUAGGAAUUGCUUUCCUGGCCACGUUGGUGUCGCAGCUUCUGGUCUACAAUGGAGUUUAUCAAUACACAUCCCCAGACUUCCUCUAUGUCCGUUCCUGGUUGCCAUGUAUAUUUUUUGCUGGUGGAAUAACAAUGGGCAAUAUUGGCAGGCAGCUGGCAAUGUAUGAAUGCAAAGUCAUUGCAGAGAAGUCUCACGAGGACUGAGAAGAAACAAUAUGCACCUUUUAAACAGGAAAAUGUCUGACAAAUGACUGUUGAGGAGCAUGAGGAACACUUGACUAUGAAAUUGCCAAAAUGCAAUUUUUUUCCCUUGAGUGGUAUACUUUACUGCAAUCUGUGAUUGCUGCUUCUAUAGAAACCUUGAUGUCUGAUUUUGAUUACUGUGAAGUUACAAUAGUAUGCAAUAUAUUUGACAAUAUUGGUUCAAUUUAAGGAUUCUUUUUUCCAAAUCUAAACAGUUUACCAUAAAAUCCUGUCUGUCUGUAAUGUUACAGUGCCAAACUGAACCUUUGCACUAUGUUUCUGUAGCUGGAACUUCUUGAUUCACUUUAUCUUGAAAGUUUUGAGGAAUUUGUUCUUAACAGCUAGUAAAAGACAGAGAGGGUUCGUGUUAGCAAUGAAGAUCUCUUUCCAUGAUAGCCCAUACUAUCUCUAUGAAAUUUAUGCAUUACAGGUGGACUUUGAUGCAAUAAGUAACUCAUUUAUGCCUAUUAACACAGUAUAUAAUUCUUCUGACCCACAUUACUGGUGAGGAAAUUCACUGCAGGUUUCAUGGGUUAUUGCCAUAACAUUUCAUUUAUCUGUGGUGUCUGCCCAGUAUCACAGAAAUGGAAACUGAGUCUGGAAACUAUUCACUAUUUUUCCCGUGGUACACCCAGCAUCUAUGUUUGGUUUUGAAUUUAUGUGAACCAUGGACAGAUUCUGAAACUGCUUGUGUGCAAAACAGGAUGUAGUUCAGGUCAUUCUUGUACAAUCCUUUAAGCUGAUUUGUGUUGAUAGGAAAACAGCUUAGGGAGUUUUUAUUGCAAAAUUCAAUUCUGAAGUAAAUCAGCCACUAGCAUAAAGUGUCACAACCCCUCCAUUACCAAUGUCACUUUUGGUGGUCCUUGCCCAUCCCCUGCUCUGUUGGCAGGGAUCAGCAGUGCUGUAUUUUAGGUACUGAUGGAGCCCUCGAUGCUGUUACUGUGUCCAGGCAGCCAUAAAUGCAUUUGUUCUUGCAGCAGUUUUGUGAGGCAGAGAAAUGCUGUUAGCCCUGUUUGACAGGUGCCUGUGCACAGCCAGCCUGCUAGGACAGCGAGCUGAAACGGGCUGUGUGCUGAGCACUUCCCUUCUUAAGAAGGAUUUCAGUGUGUGACCCAUAUCUGGGGGCAUACAUGGAAUUUUCUCUUGGCUUUGCAGCUGGCUUUUAAGACCAUGAGCUGGAAGAAGUGCAAGAAGGCAGAAAGCAGAUUUCAAGAGGACACUACUAACCUGUGCCUGCAGUGAGUUUGGCGUGGGAUGUCUCCGCUUCGUUCUCCCAUUCUGUCUUUGUUGAUGAUGUUUAAAUGUAUUUGUUUUCCUUUUCUGUCUUUAAGUACUAUUUUUUAAGUCUUCCAUGAAAGGUUUAUAAGACAUGUUACAGUCACCUGGGGAGGCUGGAGUUGGUCCAAAGAACAAAUAGAUGUUUAGACAAGUUUUUAUUAAUAAAUGUGUGAAUGCGUUGUACAUGAAGCUGUAACUAGGCAACUUUUUCAGUCUUACCUGCUUACCUCCAAGUCUGAAAAGUGUGGAAUGAGCACUUCCGAAAGCAUUGUAACAAAAGAAAAAAUUCUUGAAUGGGAAAUUGUAAAAAUAAUAAAUAAGCAAGUGAUGUAUGAAGAGCUUGGUUCUGCAGCUCCAGAAAGUGUCAUCACCUGCAGCUCACUGUCCUGGGAUGAUUUUCUGGAAAGCACCUACAGAGGCACUUUGCUUUAAGCAGAGGCAGAACAUGUCUGAGUAGAUCCCUGACCAGAGGUUUUCUCUUAAAUCAAUCCAUAUGGCAAUAAGAAGCAUUUUAUUGAUAAAACCAAGAAGCUGGGCAGGAAUGAAGGUGAGUUUCUUUAGGCAGGCUCUGGCAAUUUGCUGAAGAAGCUGUUGGGUCUUUCUCUUACAGUAUUUCGCCUCAUCCACCUUCUUUACUUCAACAAAUGGCUUCAGCUUGGUGGACAGUGUGAGAAGUCCCAAUGAGUUAUCAGGGCAUGAGUGGCAUAAAAAUUCAGAUGUUUCUUAUGCUAACAGUAGGGAAUAACACAGUACCUCAGUAGCCAGUGUGCUGACUUGGUAAACAGUGUAGUUUCAUCAUGACCAACGAGUGUGUACAACUGAAGAUGAGUUGGUUUUGUUAUUCCCUUGGUGGCAGAACUGCUGUUUCCUGCCAGCCUCGGUACUUACACAGAAGCAGCCUGUGUGUGUUGAAAUGUGCAGUAUGUGAGAAGUGGUUGUUGUGCAUCUGUGGCACCCACUUUGCAGCACUUUGCACUCAGAUUCAGCUAAACCUGGUUAGACUGUGCUGUCCGCUGACUUUUAAAUUUCAUUUUGGAAAUUUUGAGCAUGUUGUGCAAAGGCAGCAAUCAUCCAAAAUAAAUUUGGGUGGAGUCCUUUAUUAUAUGUGUCUUACUGUUUUUAUUCUUACUUGACUAACAUCAAUACAGGAUCACAUUGUGGGUGUCCUGUUGUUUCUAACUGCUGUGAUUUUAUAGUUAAUGAGUUCAAACCCUGAGAAAGGUUCAUAAUGAGAAUGGUGGCACAGCCUUAACUUUAGUGGUGUGGAUGCUGCUACUGUAUAGCAUGCAGUUAUGACAUUAGACUGUCUGAAAAAUAUUGUUCAAUAAAGAAUUAAUAAGGUAUAAUUUAGAUAUAAUUUUAAAAGCACUCUAACCUCUUCACCAAUUAACUCCUGUAAGGUCUAUGCUGUUUAAACUGGCAAAUUGCUGUUAAAACCAAAAUGUGCAUUAAACACAAUUGCAGCCUUGA
Molecule: messenger RNA, 3811 nt
Organism: Camarhynchus parvulus
Lineage: Eukaryota; Metazoa; Chordata; Aves; Passeriformes; Thraupidae
Gene: INSIG2
Product: insulin induced gene 2
Exons: 6
Coding region: 347-1024 (225 amino acids)
Biological process (GO): SREBP-SCAP complex retention in endoplasmic reticulum; SREBP signaling pathway; cholesterol biosynthetic process
Cellular component (GO): endoplasmic reticulum; SREBP-SCAP-Insig complex
Source: RefSeq, a predicted model, not a curated record